CUGGGUCAUGUAUAUGGAAAUACCCAUCCCACCAUCAUCCAGGAAAGCUUCCAACAAUUUGAUAUGAAAGCAGCCACUUGAUCGAGUUUUCCCACUGGAUUGAAUACCAAGAAAUAGAGCACGGCAUUCGAAAAUCCCUACGGCCAAUGGGAACUACAAGAAGCGGGAGUAUGGAGAAUGACUGGAUACUGAUUUCACUGGGCUUUGGAUUGGAGCAAGAGAUGGGCCUUUAACUAAGCUGGGAUGGCCUAAGGGAGAAACUUGGCUGAGGGCUUUAUGCUUUUGGAACGAGAGAUUUGGAUACCACUAAUUAACCGAAACUCGACCACUUGGCAAGAAAAGCGGCCGCCUAUGCCAAUGUGCUACGAACCUACAACCUGUACCUUGGCAGUAUUCAGAACUAGCCGACCAUUCGUUCUACUGCUGAGAAGAGGGCUAACAACUAGGGUGGGGCUCUCACGAAGAUUCAGCUCAGCAUUAUACCUCCAUUCGAACUUGGAUUUCCACCACGUAACGUUCGAAUUUCGUAACGGGGCUUUGCAUAUUUCUUAUCAUUUCAACAUUCAACAUUGGACGAGUACGAACGGCGAUAAUACCACGGGAUUUGGGAUGGAGGGUUACGGGUUUUCUCGACGACGUGUAUAUACUGUGGGGGUCUCAACGGAUGUUUUGAACGGCCGAAACAAACUUUUAGAACUGGAGGGGGGAUCAUUAAACGGUGAGCUUCUCGACUCACACAGCGGAAUUAGCGGAUUUAGAUUUUUCCAAUUUCUCCCUUUUUUGACAUUUUUCUAUUUGGGCUUUAUUUUUGUUGGUUCAAGGGGUGCGAAGCUGGGUAAAAAGUUUCGGGGUGGGCGGCGGUUGGUGGACGGGAAGGCUUGAAGGCGGACCUUUUUGGCUGCCUUAAUCAAGUUUUGGGCAUGGGGGAAUUUUUCUUGGUGUUUUUUGUGUUUUUGUGUGUGUUUUUGUGUGUGUGUUACAAAUUGCAAGGCAUUCAAUGAAGCAUAUUUGAGUUUUUGUUUAGGGAAAUAUGGUUGAGGUCUUUGUUUAAGGCCGUUCUUUUUUUUCACUUGUUAGAAGAUUUCUCUCGUUUUUACUUUCCACCCCCUGUUUAAGGUGAUUUGAACGUAUUUGGGGAGUGUUUGGGUAGAUU
Messenger RNA from Trichoderma harzianum CBS 226.95, 1153 nucleotides. RefSeq lists its product as hypothetical. The transcript has a single exon. NCBI's taxonomy places the organism in Eukaryota, Fungi, Ascomycota, Sordariomycetes, Hypocreales, Hypocreaceae. Bases 277 to 882 code for a protein of 201 amino acids. The record is from RefSeq and is a predicted model, not a curated record.